This is a messenger RNA of Botrytis fragariae, 870 nucleotides long. Its product is annotated as putative collagen-like protein mcl1 protein. The transcript has 2 exons. Bases 1 to 870 code for a protein of 289 amino acids. The record is from RefSeq and is a predicted model, not a curated record. NCBI's taxonomy places the organism in Eukaryota, Fungi, Ascomycota, Leotiomycetes, Helotiales, Sclerotiniaceae.
AUGGUUCAAUGCAGAAAUCUCAUCUUUCUCCUUACUAUAGGCAUGUCGGCCGCCUUCGAGAAUGCAUUACCCCUUGCCCUUCGGCAAAUUCAUCCAACGCCUCAUCCUAAUCAAAACUACCUAUAUCAAAUGUGUUAUCCCAAUCUAGCGAAUAUCACCCUUCUCGUCGGUUCCAACGCCGCCGAAAAACGCUUCCAAAUCAUGGCCAGUUCUCCUUUCCCCUGCGAGCGCAGUAACUAUAUCAUCUACGCCUGUCUCGCCAAUGGUACAUCACCUAUUGAUUUUCUCGCCGAGCAAGAAUGUAUCUGUCCCUCCUCAUUUUGGGAACUUGAAGCAGCGUGUACGGAUUGUCAUCUCGAGCAUGGAUAUCAAAAUAUCACCAGAGAGGAAAGUGAUGCGAGUAUUUCAAGUUUGAGUCAGGCGGAAUGUACGGCUACACCGGUGCAGCCGUUUACGAACUUUUUCUCGAUCAUCGAUGCGUCGCAAGCGUUGACAACGCCGGAUCUGGUGCUUGGAUCGGAUAGGUUUCCAAACCAGACGGCGGUUAGCAAUUACUAUACUGGCAAUACUCUUUGGACGAUAGGAAGUAUCACCGGAAGUGCAACGGCUAGAUUAACUAGCUAUACGGCAACGGAAUUUAGUAGAUUUACUCCUACGAGCACCGGAGCUCCUUAUUCGACGGGUACUAGUGGUAGUGCAAGUGAAAGCGCAAGUGGAAGUGCUAGUGGAAGUGCACAGACUACUACUAGCACUAGUGGAGCGGUAGGAUUGAAGAGUAAGAUGAGAAGUCCGGGUGGGGUUUUGGGAGUAGGCGCGCUGCUAAUGCAGUGUAUGGCGGUGAUUCUUACUGCUUGUUUUGCUUCGUGCUAG